This is a messenger RNA of Carassius auratus (goldfish), 6165 nucleotides long. It is a transcript of the gene anapc1, whose product is annotated as anaphase promoting complex subunit 1. Gene Ontology annotation, cellular component: anaphase-promoting complex. The transcript is spliced from 48 exons. Gene Ontology annotation, molecular function: molecular adaptor activity. Bases 239 to 6079 code for a protein of 1946 amino acids. Gene Ontology annotation, biological process: metaphase/anaphase transition of mitotic cell cycle; protein K11-linked ubiquitination; anaphase-promoting complex-dependent catabolic process. The record is from RefSeq and is a predicted model, not a curated record. NCBI's taxonomy places the organism in Eukaryota, Metazoa, Chordata, Actinopteri, Cypriniformes, Cyprinidae.
UCUCUGAUUGGUCAGACGCUCGGAAGUGCGUCACGGGAUAACAACAUGUCCGCGUUCAUUUGAAACAGUGUAGCGUGCUCAGUCGGUUUUCACUGCUUAUUUUGAUGUGUUUGUAUGUUGGGUUCAACGAGCAGGCGAUUGCAGAGGGAGAGACAUCUGUCACAGGGAAGGACCGCACUCCAGGACAGGAAGCUCGACUAUUUGUUAUUAGCAGAAAUAAUGCUGAUAUUGGGAACUCAUGUCGCACGUCUAUGAAGAGAGAGCCACAAUGAUAGCCGCAGGCGAAUUGCAGUCGUUUGUCCCGUUCGGUCGUGAGCACUGCAGAAAUCACCCGAAUGCUGUGAAUCUCCAGCUGCGGCAGCUCCAGCCGGCUUCUGAGCUCUGGUCCUCUGACGGGGCAGCUGGACUCGUGGGAUCCCUUCAGGAGGUCACUCUACAGGAGCGCGAGAAGGAGCGCUGGCAGCUGAGGAAGGGAACUGCUCCUUAUGAGGUUGAAUAUGAGGAGGAGCUGUAUGUGGCUGGAAACAUGGUCAUAUGGAGUCAUGGCAGUAAGAAUCAAGCCUCGUAUGUCUACAAGGCCUUCACUGUAGACAGCACAGUUCAGCAGGCUCUUUGGUGUAAUUUCACCGUCCCUCAGUCUAAAAAUGAUGCUUCAGUAAAAGACGUUGUGGAGAAGACGGUGUGUAUCGUCCAAAGCACCUGUGUGAAUGUCCACAGCAUGAGUGGGAAAGACUUCAUAUCACCUCUCCCAUUCCAGGUCUCCGCUCUCUGGUCAACUAAGUUUGGCCUGCUUCUGGAGCGCAAAAAUAUUACAGUUGAUGGCCACAUGAGCCCCAUCGGGGAACCUCUCCCGAUUCUGUUCAGCAUGCUGCAUCCGUUAGAUGAAAUCGCUCCUGUUGUUUGUAAGUCCACCGGUCUGUUUGAGUCCCGUCUCCAGUAUGUUACAGACAGCGCUCUGAGAGUAGUGUUCACCUGCCACGAGCCCUCCAUCAUCAUGACAUACGACACACAGCAGUGCACACACACUGUCUGGAACCUGCGCAAAGUCACACCUGAGGAGCAGACCACAGUGUUGAAGUGUCCAGACCAACCUGGGCCGGUUCAGACACCGAAUGCGGCCCCCAGCUUCCUCAGCACCCACCUGAGAAACGUGACCCGGCUAGACUCACCCGCCUCGCCCUUACACUGUCACGCCCUGCACAACCAGAGCCGAAUCCCUGCCUCCCCGGGCCUGCACUCACGUGUUCACUCGCCCAGCAUUUCAAACAUGGCUGCUCUCAGUCGGGCUCACUCGCCCGGCAUUGCAGCGCCCUCUUUCUCCGGAGCUCAGCGCUUCAACAUGUCCUGCCACACGCCGUCUCCACGGGGCCACAGCAUCCUGGCCUCACCCAACAGCACCCUGAACGAAACAGCCUUGCUGCCUGAGAUGGAGCCCAUUCUACCAGACCUCUGCAUUGAGCAGCUGUGGACAGAAACCAGCGCUAUCUCCAGGGAGAAAGGCUGCCAGGCUGCUAAAGUCUUCAUCACCUCUGACCUGUGUGAGAACCGGUACCUGUGCUUCCUGGUCGAGUCCCACCAGCAGCUCAGGUGUGUAAAAUUCCUUGAGAGCAAUGAAACCUCUCAACUGAUAUUUGCAUCAGUGACCGUUAUCACCGCAAAAGAUGCUGCCCCUCUUGAGGACAUUCAUACAAUGCUGGUGCUUGAGGCCAAUGGAAGUCUGGUCUUGUACACAGGAGUCACACGGGUCAGCAAAGUGUUUGUCCCUGGCCUUUUGUCUCCUACGUUCAGUGUGCCAAACCACCAGCCGCAGUUAAGCACCCCUCUGGAGAACAUCAGCACCCCCGCAAGGGCCGCGGUUCAGCAUAUGAGCCGUCUGGAGGAGGUUGGCAUGCCGUCUCCUGUGUUGGAGGUGCGCAGCGCUGCGCAGCACCACGAGUCGUCCUGGCUGGAAGACUCUUCAUUCCAGCAGGCCGCACCUCACAUCCACUCCCUCCGAGACGCGGUCAGCAACAGAGUCACGCUGGAAUUGAGCUCCGGUUCCAUGUUAAGAAUCACCAUUCCCGAGCUGGCCACUUCAGAGCUGGUCAAGCGUUGCCUGCAGGCCAUCAGGUUUAUUUUACCCAAGGACACUGCCAUGAAAGUGCUGGUCAAGUGGUACAACAGUUACAACGCCCCUGGAGGUCCCAGCAUGCACCUGGAGUGGAACCUGUUUGUUACAUGCCUAAUGACAAUGAUGGGUUACAACACAGAACGACUGACGUGGACACGCAAUCUUCAUUUUGAAGUGCCCCUCUCUCCAGUGAUAGCCCCAAAGAAAGCCCGACCUGCUGACACGGGUUCAGAUGAGGAUUGGGGAUACCUCCGAUGCUCCGACUACCAUUGGCAGGUUUCCAUGUGCCCUGCGGUGGCCGUUCAGGGCCUGGAGCCGGUGUGGCCCCCCGGUGGAGUGGAGAACCACCACGCGUCUGUUCUGGGUUUAGAGUCGUCUGCCCUGCUCUUUCCACACAUCCCGGUGCUCUUCUACGUUCUGCAUCUGCUCUAUGAAGACCUGAAGCUGGACGAGCUGCAGCGCAGUGGGGCGAGAGCUCUGGUCGGGCUGCUGCAACAGCUGGCCAAGUACCUACAGCUGGAGGAUUUCAUUGAUCUGUACUGGCCGCGAUUACCCUCAUUCAUCAAAACCUUCAAGGAGGCCUGCGUGAUUGAUCAGGCUCAGAUGGAGCUGAUGACUUGGCCGGUGUUCCUGGACGGGGAAGCCCCGUGUGUUUUCGGCUGGCUCAGUCGCUGUCUGAGAGGGCAAGAUGUGACGCCUUUUCCUUAUCUGCCUGGCAUCUGUGAGAGAACUAAACUACUGGUGCUGAGUUAUGCCCUGUACGUGGUCGGGGAUGAGGAUGCGAUCUCGACAAACAUGUUGAAGUACCUCUCCAGGCUGUCAGCAGGGCAAAAGAAAAACACGAGUGAUCCUUUUCUGAGAAGGCAGAGCAGCGUGAAGACUGCUCCUUCAUCUGGAUCCCUGGCUGAGAAGCUGGUGGUGUGGUUGACCUCUGCAGGAUUUACACUGAAGGAUCUGGAGUCCGUUCCAUUUGGUGUGGCUCUGCCAAUCAGAGACGCCAUCUACCAGUGCAGAGAACAGCCCUGCUCUGAUUGGUCUGAGGAGGUCUGCGCUCUGAUUGGACGACAGGACCUGACCAGACAAGCUCACAAAGUGACCCUGGCCAAUCGUAAAUCGACUGUGGGUCUGAAUGUUAUGCUUGAGCCACCAGUCACCAGUGAAGCAGACGAGGAGGAGGAUGGUAUGACUGACCUGCACCCUGAGGUGACAGGCCUGAUCUGGAGUCAGGAUCUGAGGGUGCAGGAGGUCCGCCGUCUGCUCCAGAGCUCCAGACCCAUCCGGGUCAAUGUGCCCCACCUGCCUGAAGUCAGUGACCAUGAGUACAUUGAGGAGAAAGAGAACAAGCUGCUGCAGUUGUGCCAGCGCACCAUGGCUCUUCCGGUGGGACGGGGACUCUUCACUCUUUUCUCAUACCAUCCUGUGCCAACCGAGCCACUGCCUGUGCCCAAACUCAACCUGACUGGCCGCGCUCCUCCCAGGAAUACCAUGGUGGACCUGAACAGCGGUAACAUCGACGUGCCACCCAACAUGACCAGCUGGCCCAGCUUUCACAACGGUGUUGCGGCUGGCCUUAAGAUCGCCCCUGCCUCUCAGGUGGAAUCUGCCUGGAUUGCGUACAACAAACCCAAAAGUGCUGACCUGGCCAAUGAAUACGCCGGUUUCCUCAUGGCCCUGGGCCUCAACGGCCACCUGACUAAACUAGCAACACUUAACAUCCAUGACUACCUCACCAAGGGUCAUGAGAUGACGAGUAUCGGGCUGCUGCUGGGUGUUUCUGCUGCCAAACUGGGCACCAUGGACAUGUCCAUCACCCGUCUGCUAAGCAUCCACAUACCCGCGCUGCUGCCGCCCACCUCCACAGAGCUGGACGUGCCUCACAGCGUGCAAGUGGCCGCUGUGGUUGGCAUCGGUCUGGUUUACCAGGGCACUGGCCAUCGGCACAACGCAGAGGUCUUACUGGCAGAGAUCGGACGUCCACCUGGUCCUGAGAUGGAGUACUGUACGGAUAGGGAGUCCUACUCCCUAGCAGCAGGGCUGGCACUUGGCAUGGUCUGCCUGGGGCACGGCAGUAACCUGAUCGGGAUGACCGACCUGAACGUGCCCGAGCAGCUCUAUCAGUAUAUGGUGGGAGGUCAUUGGCGCAUGCAUGCUGGCAUCAACAGAGAGAAACACAAGUCUCCCAGCUAUCAGAUCAAGGAGGGUGACACUAUCAAUGUGGACGUGACCUGUCCUGGUGCAACACUUGCCCUCGCCAUGAUUUACCUGAAAACAAAUAAUCGGUCUAUAGCUGAUUGGUUAAAAGCGCCAGACACCAUGUUCCUGCUGGACUUCAUCAAGCCUGAGUUUUUGCUGCUGAGGACGCUGGCCAGAUGUCUUAUCAUGUGGGAUGAGAUCUUUCCCAAUGCUGAUUGGGUGACCAGUAAUGUGCCUCAGAUCAUCCAAGAAAACAUCGGAAACCAGGAGCAGACGUCCGUUUCUGAGGAUCUCAACAUGGAGACCAUAGUUCAAGCUCAUGACUAUAUAAUUGCUGGAGGCUGCCUGGCCGUGGGAUUUCGGUUUGCUGGGUCUGCAAAUUCAGAUGCUUUUGACUGCUUAUACAAAUUUGCCAGAAACUUCAUGCAGUGUCUGACGACCUCCACCGCUACAGUGACAGGGCAGUAUAACCUGCAGACGUGUUUAAGCAUGGUCCUCCUGGCGGUUUCGAUGGUGAUGGCUGGUUCAGGGAACUUGAAAGUGUUGCAGCUGUGCCGAUUCCUCCACAAACGCACCUUUGGAGAGAUGAAUUAUGGCUUCCACAUGGCCCAUCACAUGGCUCUGGGCCUGCUCUUCCUGGGAGGAGGGAGGUACACACUCAGCACCUCCAACUCGGCCAUUGCUGCCCUCCUUUGUGCACUUUAUCCUCAUUUUCCUGCUCACAGCACAGACAACAGGUAUCACCUCCAGGCGUUGCGCCACCUGGCUGUGCUCGCGGCAGAACCGCGUCUGCUGGUGCCUGUAGAUGUAGACACUCUCAAACCCUGCUACGCUCUGCUAGAUGUCACCUACAAGGAGACGCAGUGGUACGAGGAGACGACUGUGGAGUUGAUGGCUCCCACCAUGCUGCCUGAACUUAACCUUCUGAAACGGAUUAAGGUGAAAGGUCCAAGAUAUUGGGAGCUGAACAUUGACAUCAGUAAAGGCACCCAUCAUCUACAAUCCAUCCUGUCUAAAGACGGCGUUCUGUAUGUGAAGUUGCGCGCCGGACAGCUGCCCUACAAGGACGACCCUCAAGGCUGGAAGAGCUUACUGGCCCCCAACCUCAACAACAGAAGCGCUGAAGUGCGCACUUUUAAGCCCGAGGUCAUCUCAACCUUCACCUCAGACGUGGCUCUGGUCUCCUUCGCCGAGUACUUCUGCAGGGCCUCGGAAAACAUGAAGCAUAAGCAGGAGACCGUGGCGUUACUGUCAGCAAUUUUGUAUGAAUGUGUGACACAGGAAUACCCAGAAAUGCUGCCUACACACAUCUCUAUUGACCAGGCCGUGCGGACUCUGGAUCGAGGCGAUCUCUGUGAGACGUUCAGUCUGUGGCAGAUGAAGCUGGUGCUGGAGUUGUGUGAGAGCCGAGUCCUGCAGCAGCGGCUCAGAGACACACAGCGUCAGGGCCACGGCCUGCUGCUCAGCUCUGAGUUCCUGCCCGUCAUGAAGAGCUCCGCCGACCGGGCCCUGGAUCGCUGGCUCUGUGAUAACAGUCACGUGCUGCAAGAGUACAUGAGAGGACAGCCGAUGAACAACGACACUGAUGUCAACAUGUUAGCCUGCUUCCUGGUUUACCAUUCUAUCCCCAGCCUCAAGAACAUGGUGGCAUCUGACCUGGAAGGAUGUUCCUGUUUUCCAGAGCUGCUGGUCAAGAGCAGUCAGUUGGGUGUUCCUGUACGUGCUCUGCUGCGUUUGAGUCCUCUGCUCCUCCAGAAACAAUAUUCUGGAGUUUAACCCCGCAAUUCCUGGAGGUCAACCAUCCUUCUCCUUAUCCAGGUACCGCAGGGUCAUGGUUGCCUUGUCCUCACAGGCCACAGGAA